UUGAAUGUAUAAACGCGUGAACGCUUCAAAAGUUAUGUAUAGCAUUAAUUGCAAUGAACACGUAUUUUAUAUUAAUUUUGCGUUGUUUAAUUGUUAUUAUCAAGUCUUUGAAGUUUUAUUCACUAUUUCUAGAAACUUUACGGGCAGCUGAUCAAUCGUAUUUAAUCGCCGAAAGCCGAUUCGAUACAACACCUAGAUUUUCGAUAGUUUUCUAUCGAGCCAAUGUAGCGACUACGGGAACUCAAAGUACUCGAUACUCGCAGAGCCAACCCUGACAUAGGUACUUGCCAGGCAAUGGAGUCUAAUUUAUUUUUGGUUUUUCUGUUGGCUAUUUUUCUGUGUAAAAAUGCAAAAGUUAUGAUUCUUGCAGCUGAUCCUAGCGGACUACUAAUUGAUGAACAACAGGAAAUGGACUCGGAAAUGUUGACACAUGUUAAUGCCAAGGAAUUUCCAGCCGUGCCGCAGAAUUCUGUGCUAACACAUCCCAAGAGACAUAUUAAGAGUAAACGACGAAUGAAGCGCAGAUUGAAAUGUUAUGCCUGCGAGCCGCCUUGUCAUGAUCCCAAUCAACAUGCGCACACCUGUCAGAAUGCCAUACAGUGCUGGAAGUCACGCACACGUGAUGCUGUUGGUCAAGAGCAUGUGUCACGCGGCUGCAGCACGACGCCGGAACAUGUGCAGAUGAUUUGUCAUCAGAAUACGCUGGGCAAGCUAAAUACUGGCACAUCCAAACGGAAUACAGAUAAAUUGUUUAAAGUAACUUGCUGUGCCACAGAUUUUUGCAACGAUGGCGAAUUUCCAGAGCUGCCGCCAUUUGUGAGCAGCGAUGUGAGCACAGUAUUGACUGCUGACAGCAGCAACUUGAGCAAAAUGGCACUGGCUAUAAUGGGUCCGUUCAUAGUCAUAGCGCUUAUGGGCGCCGUGGCUAUUUACUUAAUACGUCGUAAUCAUCGCAAGCGCUUGGCAGCCACACGCACCAAGCAGGAUCAUGAAUCAUAUUUGGUCAAUGAUGAACUGCUGCGUGCCACAAGCGCAGGCGAUAGCACUUUACGUGAAUAUUUGCAGCAUUCGGUAACCUCUGGUUCGGGCUCUGGAUUGCCUUUGUUGGUGCAGCGCACGCUGGCCAAACAGGUAACGUUGAUAGAGUGCAUAGGGCGAGGCAAAUACGGUGAGGUCUGGCGUGGACACUGGCAUGGCGAAAGCAUAGCUGUCAAAAUCUUUUUCAGUCGCGAUGAAGAGUCCUGGAAGCGUGAAACGGAAAUUUACAGCACUGUACUGCUGCGCCAUGAGAACAUUUUGGGCUUCAUUGGCUCCGAUAUGACAUCACGCAAUUCCUGCACACAGCUCUGGCUAAUGACACACUAUUACCCGCUGGGCUCGCUGUUUGAUCACUUGAAUCGUAAUGCCUUAAGCCACAAUGAUAUGAUUUGGAUUUGUUUGUCCAUUGCCAACGGCUUGGUGCAUUUGCAUACGGAAAUCUUUGGCACUGAAGGCAAGCCUGCUAUGGCGCAUCGUGACCUAAAGUCCAAGAAUAUAUUGGUCACCUCAAAUGGCACUUGUGUCAUUGCUGAUUUUGGCUUGGCUGUAACACACUCGCAUGUCACUGGACGUCUGGAUCUAGGCAACAAUCCCAAAGUCGGCACCAAGCGUUAUAUGGCACCUGAAGUGUUAGACGAAAGCAUUGAUAUGCAAUGCUUUGAGGCUCUGCGUCGCACGGACAUUUAUGCCUUUGGCCUGGUGCUGUGGGAGGUCUGUCGCCGCACCAUAAGCUGUGGCAUUGCAGAGGAAUAUAAAGUGCCCUUCUACGAUGUAGUGCCUAUGGAUCCCAGCUUUGAGGAUAUGCGCAAAGUUGUCUGCAUAGACAACUAUAGACCAUCUAUACCUAAUCGCUGGAGCUCAGAUACUCUCUUGGCUGGCAUGUCCAAGCUCAUGAAGGAGUGCUGGCAUCAGAAUCCCAAUGUGCGUCUGCCCGCAUUGCGCAUUAAAAAGACUAUACAUAAAUUAGCUUCCGCUGAUGAGAAAAUACGUUUAGAUUUUGAUGAAGUCUGCGUUUAGUUUAAGCCAACAAUUUAAGUUAGUUUAAGCCAUUUUCAUUUCACUUAGUUGUAUAAGUUUUCAUUGCCUUCAAGCUAUUUGUUGUGCCUUAACUAUGACUUGAAGCCUUAUCAUACACAUACAAACACAUAACUAUAUAAGCCUCGAUUGCCUGCAUUUUUGGAUAAACAAUUCAGUUUUAUUUUCAUUUCACGUGCCAUUACAAUUAAGAAUUGUAAAACAUUUUCAUGUAAUAGUGUUUUAAGCUCACUUUUUACACAUGCAUCAGAACUAACCAAGCAGCUAUAUAAUGUAUAGUAUAUGUAUAUGUUUAGUUUAUCUUCUUAGUUAAGAACUUAUACUCUGCUACACAUAAUUUUGCAAGUUUUAUAAAACUUUAAGU
This is a messenger RNA of Drosophila busckii, 2437 nucleotides long. RefSeq names its product activin receptor type-1 (gene sax). Gene Ontology annotation, biological process: BMP signaling pathway; cellular response to growth factor stimulus; protein phosphorylation. The record is from RefSeq and is a predicted model, not a curated record. Gene Ontology annotation, molecular function: SMAD binding; ATP binding; transforming growth factor beta receptor activity, type I. Lineage: Eukaryota; Metazoa; Arthropoda; Insecta; Diptera; Drosophilidae. The coding region runs from base 295 to 2055 and encodes 586 amino acids. Gene Ontology annotation, cellular component: BMP receptor complex; plasma membrane. The transcript is spliced from 8 exons.